CUCAUAAGGAAAUAUGGGUCCACAAGGGAAAAAGAGAAAGGCCGCCAGCAAAGUCGAAGAGAUCACCUUUGAUGCGGCCGACCGGCAGGAGUUUCUCACAGGCUUUCGCAAGCGGAAGCAACAACGAAUCAAACAUGCCCAAGAGGUGGCACAGCAAAAGGCUCGGGAGUUGAAGAGGGAGUCGCGGAAACGAAUGCGCGAAGAACGAACCGCGGAAUUCCAGCAGGCGCUAGAAGAGCACCGGAGACAGCUCAAGAGGCUCAAGGAAGAGGACAGCGACAAUGAGAACUCGGCUUCAGGAAGUGAUAGUGACGAAGGCGACGACCAGGAAUGGGAAGGGUUCGAAGAACCGCCAGCCGUGGAUUACGAAGCGGAAUACAUAGACGAAGACAAAUACACUACGGUCACAGUGGAGGAAAUGGAUCCCUCCAAGGAAGGCCUACUCCGAUCGGUAGGCGAUGAAGACGACGAAGAGGAAGAAGCGGAAGAACGGACUGAGGUGACCUCUGCAUCGGACCCCAACUCGAACCCCUCCGGCGAAAAGAGCAAAAAGAAGAAGGCCGAUACCAAGCCGAAAAAGAAGAAGAAGUUCCGUUACGAAAGCAAGGAAGAACGCAAGCUUACCAGGGCGAAAGAACGCUUGUCGAAUCACAGGAAGGCCAAGGCUCGACGAGAACGCUGA
This is a messenger RNA of Aspergillus ibericus CBS 121593, 682 nucleotides long. RefSeq names its product rRNA-processing protein RRP17. Gene Ontology annotation, cellular component: nucleolus. The transcript has 2 exons. The record is from RefSeq and is a predicted model, not a curated record. NCBI's taxonomy places the organism in Eukaryota, Fungi, Ascomycota, Eurotiomycetes, Eurotiales, Aspergillaceae. Bases 14 to 682 code for a protein of 222 amino acids. Gene Ontology annotation, molecular function: RNA binding.